Apus apus (common swift) is the source of this 1327-nucleotide messenger RNA. It is a transcript of the gene TMEM220, whose product is annotated as transmembrane protein 220. The coding region runs from base 39 to 518 and encodes 159 amino acids. The record is from RefSeq and is a predicted model, not a curated record. Lineage: Eukaryota; Metazoa; Chordata; Aves; Apodiformes; Apodidae. The transcript is spliced from 6 exons.
GGAACCCGCCCCCGGAGGAGGUGGAGGCGGUGGUGGCCAUGGCUAGGCGGCUGUGGCGGCUUUGCAACUUCCUCAUGGCCGCCUUCUUUGGGCUGGCGGCCGCCGUGCAGGUGAACGAUCCCGACGCCGGGCUGUGGAUCGUUGUCUACUUAGUGCCAGCUGGUCUGACGUUUCUGGUCAGCAUUAACCCCUCUAUCACAGAUAACAGUGUUUGGAGAAGCCUCUGUGAUUUUCAUUCUGCUGCUUGUAUUGUCGGGACCAUUGCCUUGGCUUGCUCUUUGUUUGCCUAUGCUCAAGGAAACAUUUUACAUGAAGAGGAAGGCAGAGAGUUGCUUGGUCUGGUGAUUAUUAUAAUAUGGAUGAGUCUUUGUCACAGUUCAGCAAAGAGUCCACUGGGUGGAGUUCACUUGAUGGCUGCAGUCCUUCUCGCCCUCUUCCCCUUUAUUACAUGGCUGUACAUUUAUGUGAACAAAGAGGUGCGAGCAUCUUGGCCAACCCACUGUAAAACAGUUAUUUAAUCCAAGAAUCACAGAAUUGGGUUGGAAAAGACUUCCAAGAUCACCUAGUCCAGCUGUCCAUGGAGGAGGGGGGGAGGAGGAAGGAACAACACGACCCACCUGAACAAACCACAACAACAAAAAGCCCCACAAUCACACACCCCACAAAAAACCCACCAUGAUGCUCACUACAGCGUGCCCUGAAGUGCCACAUCUGCACAUUUCUUGAAUACCUUCAGGGAUGGUGACUCCACCACCUCUCUGGGCAGCGUGUUCCAGUGCCUAAUUGGGUGGGAGGAAGUCUAGAGUAAAUAUGCUGAGCCUUAGAUUCUGGUUCUUAAUGAAAAGUUAGUACCAGUUUGGUAAGAUCCAGGAAUGCUAGGCUCCUUCCAGCAGUGCAGUUUGAGAUUUGUUAAAAAAAUUGAAGAACACUGUCAAAUCUUAGUGGAGAAUUUUUCUAUGGAAACUGUUGUUUACUGGCUUCUUCAUACAUUUUCAAAGCACUGUUGAUCUAAUGUGUGCUCUAAUGGCAUAUUCAAGAUAUCCUGGCAUCCUUGAAUCACUCUAAUUACCUUUUACUUUGAGAAAUCUACUGUUCUGUAACAUAAGGGAAAAGUAAAGCAAACACUUUUUUUCAAUAAAUUACUUUUUGCAGCCAUAAGACUUCCAGAUACCUACCUGGAUGGUCCAUUGAGACUUACUGAAAAACUGAGUAGUCUGUAUUUUGUUCUAUGUAUAUGCAGAUUAUAUCUGAAUAAAUAUUUUUGCUAUUAUCUUUAACUGAAAAUUAUUGGGUUUAUGGAGUAAUAAAUACAAUUUUUUAAAGAAAA